UUAAAAGUUAAGUCCCCAGAGACCGCUGCUGCCCAUUUGCAAAGAAGAGCUAUUAACCUCUUGUAAAAAAACGCGGGUAUAAUCUCGAUAUGGCAGCAUGCGACUUAUACUUCGUAUUCCUAAUAUUUGCGGCUCAUAAAUUGACUGACGCUGUGAAGUUAAACCAACCGCGAGUGUUGCUUCCCAUUUUCAACGACAAACCCGUCAACUUCACUUUGGAGGUGGACGAACGAAAUUGCUACAAAUGAUUUCAGGACAUCUUCCCGUCAAGACCUUAUAUCUGUUCAACCGGUGUAUCAUGGCUUCAGCGAUCUUCGAGCUGCACGCCUUCGACUCUCAGGGCAACGAGUUCUUCACCCUCGAGGGAAUCGAGUUCAACUGGGACAUCUCGGAGCAUGACAGCAAGAAGCCGCCCGCAAUGCGGUUCCUCACCAUCUCGAAAAGCCAGUACCACACUGUGCCCCCCGCCCUCGAGAAGUUCGAAGCCGCUGGCAUCAAGGGCUACAUGAUCCUGCUGGAGGGUAUCAAUACGGGCACUUCAAAGAUAACAAUCACAAUGCCCUAUGCCGAGUACAGCAAUGUGAAGCCCCUGGAAAUAUAUAUCAGUGUACUGGCCAAUAUCAUUAUCGAGCCUUCCGAGGUUACGAUCCUGAAAAAAGACUCCAUUAGCUUCCGCAUUCUCCAGCUGAAGAUGGACAAGCUGCAUGAUAUUACGAAGAGCAACCAGUACUUCCUCGAAGUGGAGGAUGCCACAGUGGCCAGCUUAAUGGGCAACACUGCAACGGGAAACGAACUGGGGCGCACCCAGAUCAUAUUGCGCGAUCGAAACAUGCCGGAAACCGAUAAGAACACCAAGGGCCCCAGUGCCCUGUUGACAGUGGCAGAGCCCCAUAAGCUGGGCAUCAGCCUCCUGCCUCACAACUGGGUGACGGUGGAGGGCGAGCGGCACGAGGUGGCCUUCGACCUAUACGCUCCAGAUGGCCAGAAGGUUAAUAAUGAUAUUGGCCAGUACACUGAUAUAUGUAUAUUUCCAGGGGCUUCACACGUGCCGACGCCUCUCACCAUUUGUAGCAAUUUCGUUCGUCCACCUCCAAAGUGAAGUUGACGGGUUUGUCGUUGAAAAUGGGAAGCAACACUCGCGGUUGGUUUAACUUCACAGCGUCAGUCAAUUUAUGAGCCGCAAAUAUUAGGAAUACGAAGUAUAAGUCGCAUGCUGCCAUAUCGAGAUUAUACCCGCGUUUUUUUACAAGAGGUUAAUAGCUCUUCUUUGCAAAUGGGCAGCAGCGUUCUCUGGGGACUUAACUUUUAACUUAACUUUGUAACUAAACUUUGUAACUUAUUUUUAUAACUUUUAACUACUUUAAGGAAAUAAAAACACGCGCAGUUUUCAUAAAUUAAAA
Molecule: messenger RNA, 1400 nt
Organism: Drosophila miranda
Lineage: Eukaryota; Metazoa; Arthropoda; Insecta; Diptera; Drosophilidae
Product: nuclear pore membrane glycoprotein 210-like
Exons: 2
Coding region: 245-1099 (284 amino acids)
Cellular component (GO): nuclear pore
Source: RefSeq, a predicted model, not a curated record